ACAACUCCACGCCAAGCCCGGCACUGAGUGACGCUCAGACGCUGACUCCAGCCAGUGUCCUGUGGGAGGUCGUGAGUGGUAGUACUGCGCUUCCCACUGCCACUCCCCGCUUUGUGUCAGUCCCGCAACACAUGCCUGCUUGUGUGUUACCAGGCUUUGGGUGGAAGAUUGUGACGUGAGGUGUAACGUGUGAACUCUGGUUACAGAAGGAACUUGUUAAGCCACAAAGGACACCUUCAAACAAAAGCAGAAGUGAACCCACGUGAGUGUUGGCUGCCCACCUACUGUCACACUUGCAAAGUUUAACCUAACUUCAGUAAUGCAGAAAGACCCAACCUAUCUGCUCUCUGCUGCUGGACUGUCACUUUGAAAAGGAUUAAACCGUUGAUUCACCGCCUGGACCUAUAAAGUGCUAACUAGGUGUUUACCCCAAAUCGGUCUUUAUUAACUGACUUAGAAAUAAAUUUGUAUUCUUCGCGUGAGAUCCAAAGUCUAUUGUCGAGAUUUAUGUGUUAAAGUGAGUGGAGGAGGUGGCAGGAGUGGUGGCAUAAUAAGAGAAUCAGUGCGGGACUCCUGAGUCCUUGUUGGUGUCCUGGGCGUCCCCACCCACACCUGGUCCGCCAACCUGCAGGUGUGGAUGAGGCCCAGUACUUCUGCUUAAUUCCUUCACGUAUCGGGAGAUCGUGGAGCACCAGCAGGUAAAUUGAAGUGCUCGUCUACCUUGGGGAUCAACUUCAGAUGUGGAGACCUGGGCGGUGGUAGUGGAGGAUGCGGCGGUGGUGGCGGUGGGCGGUAUGCGCGGGCGGGUGGGUGGCGCUCACCUACACCUUCUUCUUAGGCUUCGUCACCAUCGUCUCCCUCACAGACCCCGCCCUCAUGCGCACCUACCAGCCUCCACCUGACAACUUCCAGCCUCGGGGCACGUGGGCAUGGACAACACAACGAGGGGGGCGAGGUGCCCGGCUUCCCUGGUGUCAGCCACUACGAUGGAUGAAACCCCCCGGGACCUCCACGGCUCUCGUUUCUUUCCCUGGUUCCGGCAACACCUGGGUCAGAUACCUUUUACAGCAGGCAACGGGUUACUAUUCAGGGAGUGUAUACAAGGACUACGCCCUUAUGAAGAAUGGUUUCCCUGCUGAGUCUGUCUCCAACGGCUCAGUUGUGGUGGUCAAGACACACGAGUGGGGGCCUGAGAUGCGGAAAACAUUCGGUCGAGCCAUAUUAGUGAUGCGUGACCCUUACUUAGCUAUCCAGGCAGAGUUUAAUCGGCAAAGUGGUGGCCAUAUUGGUCAUGCCCAGCCUGACAAAUACACACGGGAUGGAGGACGCUAUUGGGAGAAAUUUGUGACAAACAAAGCUUUGGCAUGGAUGAACACAACUCUAGAUUGGCUAAAAUUUGAUCGUCCACUACAUCUAGUUUUUUACGAAGAUCUCCUGGAUAACUUACCAGAGGAGAUGAGAAGGAUCCUGGAGUUCCUUGAUCUAGAAGUUUCCGAUAGUAAUUUUGAUUGCAUGCUAAGACACCAAGAUGGAAUAUAUAAAAGGAGAAGGAGACCUUUGAAUUUUGACCCAUUUACACCUAAACUACGAAAAUUAGUAGACAAAUGUAAACGCUUGGUAGACCAAGCAGUAAGAGAGGUUUUAGCUGGUGGUGAUGCUAAACUGGUUUUACAUAAUCUGAACUAUUCAAAUGAUAGCAAUGGAAACCAGAAAUCUGUAACCAGAUGAUGAUCAGAACAUGGAAGGUUUGUCAUAAUAUUUACAGUAUAUAUGGUAAUAGUCCAUACAAGUUUUAGUGUAAUUUUGUAUACCUGUAUUAACAUAAGCUGUCAUCACCUAUGUAGUGGUAUAAUGUUGUGUUGAAUCAAGUUGAUUGUGCACUGUACUUUUAUUGAUGUAAACUUUCAAAUGGU
Homarus americanus (American lobster) is the source of this 1913-nucleotide messenger RNA. RefSeq names its product WSCD family member AAEL009094-like. Lineage: Eukaryota; Metazoa; Arthropoda; Malacostraca; Decapoda; Nephropidae. The transcript has 8 exons. The coding region runs from base 769 to 1728 and encodes 319 amino acids. The record is from RefSeq and is a predicted model, not a curated record. Gene Ontology annotation, molecular function: sulfotransferase activity.